Messenger RNA from Aphidius gifuensis, 2034 nucleotides. RefSeq names its product aquaporin AQPAn.G-like. Gene Ontology annotation, molecular function: water channel activity. Gene Ontology annotation, biological process: transmembrane transport. Gene Ontology annotation, cellular component: plasma membrane. The transcript has 5 exons. The coding region runs from base 335 to 1123 and encodes 262 amino acids. Lineage: Eukaryota; Metazoa; Arthropoda; Insecta; Hymenoptera; Braconidae. The record is from RefSeq and is a predicted model, not a curated record.
GGAGGAAAAUAACUUUUGAAGUGCAAUCCCCUUCUUAGACAGUUUAAAACAAUCCCCAGACUUAGAUACCUAUAUUAUAAUGUCAGUGUCUAUAGAACAGCACAGUUGUCGAUCAGAAAGCACCAAGAAUUGACGAAUUUUUAUAUUUUUUAUUUUAAAAAUCUUAUCAGCUUUUUUAAAUUUUGUUUAUCUAUUUUUAGUUUAUUAUAAAGCCAAUGUGAAUUGUUGCCCAGCUGUUUUAUAUUAAUAAUAUUCAACAAAUUAUUUAAUUAAUUUACUUGAAGAAAACGAAAGAAAUUUAGUUUUAAUUAAGGAAUUUAUCUCAUUGAAAAAAAUGGCUAGCUUAAAAACUGCACUUGGUAUUGAUGAAUUGACUGAUAAAAAAUCAAAUAUUUGGAGAGCAUUGUUUGCUGAAUUUUUUGGAACAAUGUUAUUAAAUUUUUUUGGUUGUGGUGCAGUUGUAACAAAUAAUGUUGUUGCAAUUGCUCUUGCAUUUGGUCUUGUUGUUGCUGGAGUUAUUCAAAGUAUUGGACAUGUAUCUGGUGGUCAUAUUAAUCCAGCUGUAACAAUGGGUCUUUUGGCAAUUGGAAAAAUAUCAGUUGUCAAAGGAUUUCUCUAUGUUAUUGCUCAAUGUGCUGGUGCAAUUGCUGGAUCAGGAGUAUUAUAUACAUUAUCAACAGAUAAUACAACAAGUUCUAUUGGUGUUGUGUCAUUGGUACCUGGUCUAGUACCAUUUAAAGGUUUUGCUAUUGAAUUUUUUUUGGCAUUAAUACUGGUAAUGGUUGUUUGUGGUGCUUGUGAUCCAGCUAAACCAGAAAGCAAAGGAAUUGCUCCACUUAUAAUUGGUCUUGCUGUAACUGUUGGUCAUAUUGUUGGUAUACCUAGAACUGGUGCUGGAAUGAAUCCAGCUCGUUCACUUGGCAGUGCAGUGAUAAUGAGCAAGUUUGAAAAUCAUUGGGUAUACUGGAUUGGUCCAAUAUUGGGAGGUAUGGUUGGUGCUUGUUUUUAUACGUAUGCAAUUAAACCAGCAAGUCUACCAGUAACACCAAAAAAUUAUGCAUCAAUUGCAACUGAUGAUAAAGAGAAAUUCGAGUACAUUGACAGUGGAAGAGGUGGACUUUAAGAUGCUGUUUUGGUUUUCUAGCUCCAGCAAUUUACCAACAAGAAGCAAACUUAUCCAGCUUGAAAUUAUUUCGAAAGAAGAAAAAUCUAUUUAACAUUGUCAUCUGGAAUUAAUUGAGAAAAUAAUAUGUUUUUUUGAAUUAAUUAAUUAAUUAAAAUAAAUGUCGUCGUGUUUUUUUUUUUUUUUUCUUUUUUCUGUCAAAUUAUAUUUAUUUUUCAUUGUUCAAUUUAAUUGUUUUAAAAAGAAUCAAAAUUAUUAUUUCCAUUUAUUAUUUAUUCAUUUUCAUUUUGUGUCAAAUUUAUAUUACCUACAUAUACUUUUUAAAUAUAAUAUGUAUAAAAAAAUCUGAAUAAAAUUAUAAUUUUUUAUGUCAAAUAAAAUAUGAUUUGAAUUUAUUUAUUUUAUUGUAAAAAAAAAGAGACGAAAUUUUAAUAAUUUUCUUUAUCAGCAUGCUAAUCCUUUUGAUAACAUUAUCAACGUGGAAUAAAAAUAUUUUGUGUAUAAAGAGAGCAGCACAUACAAAGUUUCGAUAUUCUUUAAAGCUGAACCCAAGAAGACCCAAUAAAAUAUUAUUUCUAAAUCUAAUUUAGUCUUUCUGUCUAAACUAAAGUUACAGGUGUUCUACUAAUGACUCGUUAUUAAUAACUAUGUAUCAUUUGAUAAGAAAAAUAAUGCUGUCUGUCAUUUUUUUUAUUUUUCUAAAUGACGUGGCUAGCAGCUUAAUAGACGGUUUAGUAAGUUAAAAAUUUUCAUAAUAAAAUUCAAUAUUUAAAAACCUAUUUAACUAUAAUAAAUAAUUUUUUUUUUAGUGUAAAAUUCAUGAAGAUUGUGAAGACUGGGCCUUUGAAUGUUCAAACGGAAUUUGUUUGAUAAGAGGAUGACUAUUCGAUAAUAUAAAUUAUUCAAUUGAU